Messenger RNA from Ordospora colligata OC4, 927 nucleotides. RefSeq names its product serine/threonine kinase. Gene Ontology annotation, biological process: protein phosphorylation; positive regulation of transcription by RNA polymerase II. NCBI's taxonomy places the organism in Eukaryota, Fungi, Microsporidia, Ordosporidae. Gene Ontology annotation, molecular function: RNA polymerase II CTD heptapeptide repeat kinase activity; ATP binding; cyclin-dependent protein serine/threonine kinase activity. The transcript has a single exon. Gene Ontology annotation, cellular component: nucleus; transcription factor TFIIK complex; cytoplasm. The coding region runs from base 1 to 927 and encodes 308 amino acids. The record is from RefSeq and is a predicted model, not a curated record.
AUGAAGACAUAUAUCAAGGAGAAGCGACUUGGAGAAGGGACGUAUGCAGUGAUAUAUCUUGCGUAUGAAGGGAAUAUGCAAGAAAAGCGGUUUAUUAGUACUGGAGACAGGAAGAGCAAUGUUCCUGUUGCAAUAAAGAAGAUAAAGAUCAAUAAGUAUUCGCAGGGCCAUGAAAUAAGUGCGAUCCGAGAGAUCAAAUCGCUUAGAAGAGUGGAGUGUAGAUAUGUUGUACAGCUUUUGGAUGUGUUUGUGCAGGAUAAGUCUGUUCAUAUGGUUCUUGAGUAUGUUGAGACGAAUCUUGAGAAUGUGAUAAAGAAUCCGAGUAAGAUCAUAAUGCCUGGGGAUAUCAAAGCAUGGAUGCUGAUGGUGCUGAGGGGAGUGUAUGAAUGUCAUAGACUGUUUAUUAUUCAUCGAGAUAUCAAGCCAAACAACAUACUUAUUGCAUCUGAUGGGACGGCAAAGCUUGCGGAUUUUGGAUUGAGCAGGUCAAUAGGAAAUGGCAUGACGCCUCAGGCGGUUACAAGGUGGUAUCGAGCGCCUGAGCUUCUUAUGGGGGCGAAGGAGUAUGGGUACUGUGUAGACAUGUGGUCUGUUGGAUGUGUGUUUGCGGAGCUGUUUCUGAGGAUUCCGAUGUUUGCGGGAGAAACAGACAUUGGACAGCUUGAUAUGAUAUUCAGAGCGUUAGGAACGCCUUCAGAGAUGAGUUGGAAGGGAGUGUCAAUGCUACCUGGAUUUCUUGAAUUUCCAAAAUAUAAUAGAACACCGCUUGGCUCGUUAUUUUCUGCAGUGUCUUCUGAUGCCUUAGAUUUGCUAGAGAGUCUUCUUACGCUUGAUCCAUCUAAGAGGAUUAGCAGCGAUAAGGCGAUUAAGCACAAAUACUUCAGAGAGAUGCCUGCACCUACACCUAUUGGAAGAUUGCCUGUUUGA